This is a messenger RNA of Bombyx mandarina (wild silkworm), 881 nucleotides long. RefSeq lists its product as uncharacterized. Lineage: Eukaryota; Metazoa; Arthropoda; Insecta; Lepidoptera; Bombycidae. The record is from RefSeq and is a predicted model, not a curated record.
AAUGCAAUUAUAAUCGAAGCGAUCAUGAUGCGUUCUACAACAUCAAGACCUCUGGGGCUGUUAGAACGGAUUACGACAAGCAGUCCAUCGAGUACUACCGGAAAUAACGUCUCGCCAGUAGCUAAGACGGCGGCCAAUAGCAACAAGAGACCUACGCCUAUCAUCAUUUAUCCCACAGUAACGCCGGAGUCUAUCGUAGUGCCUAUAGUAUCGUGUAUAUUUGGAUUUCCACUGUUGGCACUGACGGUUAUUUGCUGCCUGCGACGUCGAGCCAAGCUAGCCAGAGAACGCGCCAGACGGCGUAACUGCGAGCUGGAUAGAGGUGAGCUCUCCGUGGUGCGCCUGUCUCCUGUGAAAGCAAAGCCUCGGCCGGUGAGCUUGGUGAGAUCGCCGCGACCGCCACCUACCCUAGAACUCGACACAGUACUGGAAGAGCGAUCAGACCCUGAACAAACAACCCUUUCACAGGUCGAGGUAACACCGGAUCGUGAAGUGGGAGCGAUCAUCUUCGGUGCUGUGGGAACGGCCAGCACGGCGGUGGCGUGCACGCGGGACAGCUAGCGGCGUGGCUCGGCUGUGCUGGGCGCCAGGUCUCCGCUCUGGGCGGCGCUCACCAGCCAGCCUCUCGAUGACGACGACGAAGAUGCUAUCAACGACGACGACAGCUAACAGCUCGACGAGCGCACUCUGACCGACAUCGGAGAGCGCAUGAAAUUAUUUUUAGACAUCCCCUUACGGUUUUAGGUCUAGGUGCUUGUGAAUUAGUAGUAAAAACGAUUAACCCCGACCAGCUAAUGGGUAUCUAAAUUUUAGAUCUACGUUUUCAAAUAGAUUUUAAACCCCUACGGCUUCAAAGAUACAGAUAUAUCGUCUUUUCGCAU